UUUAUAUGUCACUUAGUAUACAUAGGAAAAAAUCCUUCCUUUUUUCUUCAACCGUUUGUGCAACUGGACAUAAUAACCAUCAUACAGUUUGGAGUGUAAUGACCACGAAUAACGAUCCCCCUAAUGGGGGAUCAACUGAUAGGGACAUCUCCCCCAUAGGAGGAGGCAGCAACAAUGGAGUAGACAACCGUCAAGGAGUUAUCCUGAAUACAAGCAUCGCAACCGACACUAUGCCAGUUUCCCAAAAUUCUGCUUUACUUCCUAAAAACGACAACACAACUUCCAAUAAACGGACGUACGACAAUCUGACAGCUACAAAUCUUACCUCUACUGACGACGACAGUAUCAGCGAAACCGAAUUCCUUCCAUUAAGACAGAAAAAGAAACGAAACUUAACUGACCAAUUCACCCCACUACCAUAUAAGGUAACUACCAAGCCAACAACUCUCCUGUACCUUCUUCCACAAUUCAACCAACCCCACAAGCUAACUUUGCAACUGCUUUGCCUUCAUCACCCCGUACUGCUGCCAGUGAGACAUCAGGGCAGCCGCGCCAAGCGCGAGUUACACCGAUUGUCCUGCGGGACGCUGCGAGGUGGCGGCUACUAA
Messenger RNA from Acanthoscelides obtectus, 608 nucleotides. The record is from the annotation of a GenBank genome assembly. Lineage: Eukaryota; Metazoa; Arthropoda; Insecta; Coleoptera; Chrysomelidae.